GCUGUGGCGGGGGAGCGAGCGCCUGGGUCCGACUAACCCUCCGUGGCUAGAUCAGGAGUAGAGUGGGGUUGGGGGUAGUCCUGACGAGACUCAAGUUUUUCGAUUGCCUGGCCAGCUUUCUCUUUGUUGCUGCUAUCCAGCCGCUCUCCCCAUGUCGGAUUUCAAGCUAGGGAUAGUUCGACUGGGCCGUGUGGCCGGGAAGACAAAGUACACGCUGAUAGACGAGCAGGACAUACCACUAGUGGAAAACUAUGCCUUUGAGGCACGCAUGGAGGUAGAUGCUGACGGGAAUGGAGCCAAGAUCUUUGCCUACGCCUUUGACAUUGGCAAAGGCCGCUGGGCAGGUCGGCCUCUGCAUGAGCUGCUCUGGGAGAAACACCGAGGUGGCAUCGCUCCCAGCUUUCAGGUGGUCCACAUCAACUCUGUCACCGUCGACAACCGGUUGGACAACCUGCGUCUGGUGCCAGUGGGAUGGAGCCCCAAACCAGAGGAGCUCUCCAGCAAACAGAGAGAGCAGUCCCUGUACUGGCUGGCGAUCCAGCAGGUUCCAGCAGACCCGGUGGAGGAGCAGUACCUUGAGCUGAGCCGCACGCGUUACUACAACGCCAACGGCGAGCUGGUGGAGGAGGAGGAGUGCUCCUGCACCUACUACGAGUGUCACUACCCGCCCUGCUCGCUCAUCGAGAGGAGGCUCAGGGAGUUCAACAUCUGUGGCCGCUGCCAGGUCGCCCGCUACUGUGGUUCCCAGUGCCAGCAGAGGGACUGGCCAGCCCAUAAGAAGCAGUGCCGGGAGCGCAAGAGGGUCCUGGCCUUGGAGUCGGAGCCGGAGCGAUGAUCCUCAGGCCCCGCGACCGGGUGGGGCGGGAGGGAGUCCAUGGGAGGGAAAGAGACUUUGGGGAUUGAAGUGCAAAAAAAAAGAGGAAAAUCUGAUUAUGGAGACAAAGAACGUUGUAAAGCAGGUAGAAUGGGAGGGGAGGAAAAAAAACAACACUUCCCAGAACUGAUUUAUCUCCCAUGGCUGGCUUGACACGUCUCAGAGGAUGAUGGGAAAUGUAGUUUUUUUUAUUUUUGUUUUUUUUUGUUUUUGUAGAAGGAAAGCCCCUUGCCCUUCCUGCUGCUAUGGGUUUGUAGAUUUGGGGGAGGAAGAGGAAGGCACACAAGGACAUAACUGUGCUUCUCUGGAACGGAUUUGAAUGCUGACUUUUGUCACCAUCCCCUCUCCCCUGGCCAGUCCUCCCACCCACCCGUUGUAAUCCGUGUGCUGGGACUAGAUGCUCCCCUGCACGGCUGGCUAAAUGGAAUAUGGACCUUUUCACUGUACUGCCCCCUGGUGGACACCCUGGGUACACACGCCCACUCAUUCACCACCCUGAUCUGAGACUAAAGCACAGCCGUAGAUGGGAGUGUUUGAGGUUUUUUUUGUCGCACUGAUUCAUGCUGUGGGUUCUGUCCGUGCUCUUGUUGCUGCCUGAAGAACAUGGAUUGAGUGAUGGACAACGGGGGGAAGGGUUGUGCCGGUUUUGUUUUGGGUCAGUGAGAGAGAGAGGGGGAGCCUGAUCACAAGGUUAGGGGUUGUUUGUGCUUAGUGUGUGGACCAUUUGUGGCUGUGCAAAGGCCUCAUAUCUCCAUGGAAACCCAGUAACCCCCUCUGACCCGCCACAUGUUCGCAAGUACACUCUUUCACCAGUUCACACUUCCACUCUUGUUUGAAGGGUGUCCUGGAAAAACUAGAUAA
Messenger RNA from Megalops cyprinoides (Indo-Pacific tarpon), 1735 nucleotides. It is a transcript of the gene zmynd19, whose product is annotated as zinc finger, MYND-type containing 19. Bases 152 to 835 code for a protein of 227 amino acids. NCBI's taxonomy places the organism in Eukaryota, Metazoa, Chordata, Actinopteri, Elopiformes, Megalopidae. The record is from RefSeq and is a predicted model, not a curated record. The transcript is spliced from 6 exons.